AUGGCAAAAUAUGAAGCAUGCAUCUACGGUAUAGAAGCAACCAAUGACUUGAGAAUUAAGAUUCUUGAAGGAGACUGGGAGACUCAGGAUAGUAAAUUGAUUCCUUAUAGAGAGCAUAUCAUGAAGUUGAUUCCCUAUUUUGAUGAAAUCUCUUUUCAUCAUAUCCCUAGGGAAGAGAGUCAGCUGGCAGAUGCUCUAGCUACUAUGGAAUCCAUGUUUAAAGUCAAAUGGAGGAAUGAAGCACAUGUUACUCGCAUUGACCACUUGGAUGAACCAGCGCAUUGUCUAGUAAUUGAGGAGGAUUUUGAUGAUAAACCUUGGUUCUAUGACAUGAAAAGAUAUCUAGAAAAACAGGAAUAUCCUGAUGGUGUAUCCAUUACAGACAAGAAAUCUCCGAGAAGACUUUGUUCAAAGUUUUUCUUGAAUGGUGAUGUGCUUUACAAAAGAAAUUAUGAUUUUGUGUUACUCAGGUGA
This is a messenger RNA of Lathyrus oleraceus (garden pea), 474 nucleotides long. RefSeq lists its product as uncharacterized. The record is from RefSeq and is a predicted model, not a curated record. Gene Ontology annotation, molecular function: nucleic acid binding; RNA-DNA hybrid ribonuclease activity. NCBI's taxonomy places the organism in Eukaryota, Viridiplantae, Streptophyta, Magnoliopsida, Fabales, Fabaceae. The transcript has a single exon. The coding region runs from base 1 to 474 and encodes 157 amino acids.